UCAUAAAAUCAUUUAAAGAAAAGUUUUAAGUAAAAAAAAAUCUAUAUAUAAGAAACAAAAUGAAGACAAAGACUACGCUGACGUUUAUUGUCUACUUUAUUGUUCUUUCUAUCGGAAAAAUAAAAUUAAUGCAUACACAACAACCCGUAACGUUAUCCUUAAACGCAGAUACAUUUGAAGAAUUUCGUAAACGUUAUUUAACGCCUACGGCCAUCGCCAAUACGCAGAAUUGUUCAUUGAAUGCUUGUGAAGCUUUAAAAAUAAUCUCACAAUUAUUUCUAUUGAUGAAAGCAUCACUGAGCGGCGAAGCUGUAAUAGUGAACACUGCGAAAAGUCGAUCAAUUGCGAAAGAAAACAAAACAGAUUUCAAAAUGUCAUCUUCCACCCCAAAUGAUAUUGACGAGAAUAAUGGCAGCCGCUUGUAUAAAAUGGUUCGUCAAAUUGAAAGUCGUUUACGAUCGGUUGAGCAGCCCGUAUGGCAUUUAGUACUCGGUAGUCAAAAAGAAUGGAAUCAUUGCACGUCCGGCGUAUGUCGUUGCAAUCCGGAUACGAAAAGUUUCACUUGUUGGAAUAAAAAUUUACAAACAGUCCCAGUUAUGCAAAUUAUCCCCCUUAAUAUGGUAACAAUAGAUAUUUCACGCAAUUCUUUAUCUACCUUGCAUAAGGAUACAUUUCGUGGCUUGACACUAUUGGAAGAUUUAGAUUUGUCCAACAAUCAAUUGGAUUUCCUGCCUUUUGAUAUAUUCAACGAUUUGGACAGUUUAACGCAGCUGCGUCUACAAUAUAAUCAUUUAGAGGAUUUAGAUUAUCGUAUCUUUUGGAAAUUACGUCAUUUAAAUUUGCUCGAUCUCAGUAAGAAUCGUUUGACUCACGUUCAUCAGGGUCUUUUCAAUCAUUGUCAACGCUUAACUGUUGUUAAUCUAAGCGACAAUAAAAUUAAAAUCUUUCCGUCCGAAUUAGUUAAGGAUUUAUUAGCCUUAGAAGAAUUGGAUAUGUCGAAAAACGAAGUACAAAAUUUACGAUCAGGAAGUAUGGUAUACUUGGAGAAAUUAAUAGUUUUAGACUUUUCAUGGAAUGCUAUAGCAUCAAUUUCAGAUGAUUUCUUUUCGGGUCUGAAAAGUUUACGCACUUUAAUCUUACAUAAUAAUCGCAUAAUUGCAAUUUCUGGAGUGAUAUUUGAGAAAUUGCUCCUGUUGGAAACUUUGGACUUAACCCUGAAUCGUAUAACACAGAUAGAUGCUCACGCAUUCGCCGAACUGACAAACUUAAAAGAACUUUUUUUGGGUCAAAAUUCUUUGUCGCAUAUACCGGACGGUUUAUUCCUGAAUUCGAAAUCUAUUACAAGGUUAACAAUUUUUUCGAACAAUCUUACCACCUUGGAGGCAAACGACUUCGAGGGUCUUAUUAAUCUCAAGCAUUUAAUGUUAAACAACAACAAUUUAAAAUAUUUUAAUUCGCGCGUUUUCUCUCCAAUGAAAAAUUUGGAAAAACUGCGCAUUGAUUCUAACAAAUUACAAUAUCUGCCGCGCAGUGCGUUUGUAGAUCUUAUAAAGUUGGUGGCCGUUAAAUUGGAUAAGAAUCCUUGGCAUUGCGAUUGUCGUGCCUUAUAUUUGGCUCGUUGGAUACGGGAAUUUUCAACGAAAUUAUGGGACGGUCAACCUAAAUGUCGCGGUCCUGGUGAUUUGGGCGGCCAAGAAGUGGGCCUGCUGCGUUACGAUGAUCUUUGUGACGGUCAGUGGGCCAGUAUGCUUUCAUUGUCGCCACGUUUGCCAGUGCGCAAAAAUCGCAUAUCAACUCCUAUGAAUUAUACGGCAUAUUUUAAUUUAUAUUUAAAACAUAUUUAUACAGAAGCUCCUGAUGAUGUUGGCGACGAUGUCGAUAAGGGUACCACAGAAAGCAUUAUCAGAUUCUGAGAAAGUUAUUUUUGGUAUGAUCGUGAUCACAGUUUUUACCGAUAAAGUAAGUAGAAAUUUCUCGUCAUUGCAAUUUUAUCCAUAACUGUAGAAUUCAUAUAUUGAGUUCCAUACAUCGAAGGUUGAUUACCAUAUUAAAAUUGGAUUUUGGAGAUAAUAUCUGCGGCGAUAUAAAGUUGAUUACCAAAAUAUUUGCAUUUCGAUAAAGAACACGGAAUGGCUUACGCAAUUGAAACAACCGUCCACGUUGCUCUUCCCCUUCCCAUACUAACAUUUCAAUAAAUCGCUCAGGAUCUAACUAAAAAAAAAAAAAAACAAGUUGAUAAUACGAAGCUAUUCCUAUCCCAUCCUCUUGUCAUAAAGAAUCUACAAUGACAGCGCGUUAGCAAUUUCUUGUAACAACUUUGGCAACCUUGAGUAACGACAAAGGCUAGAUUCCUUAACUAAUUAUCAUAUAUUUAUUGUAAUUCACUUAUUUUAAAAUAUAUUUUGAAUAGAAAUAAGAUAACAAAUAUUUUUUCUAUAGCUUUACUUAACGUAGAAUCUCAUGCCUUGUAUAUUGUAGU
This is a messenger RNA of Glossina fuscipes, 2479 nucleotides long. Its product is annotated as leucine-rich repeat-containing protein 15. The transcript is spliced from 6 exons. Gene Ontology annotation, molecular function: protein binding. Gene Ontology annotation, cellular component: extracellular matrix. The record is from RefSeq and is a predicted model, not a curated record. The coding region runs from base 60 to 1913 and encodes 617 amino acids. NCBI's taxonomy places the organism in Eukaryota, Metazoa, Arthropoda, Insecta, Diptera, Glossinidae.